CACCCCUGGGAACGAGGAGACCCCGCCCUAGCUCAGAGCAGGGUCCGGCUGCGCGACCUUGGGCCGACCGCCGCCUCGGGCCGUGCUGUGGAGCUUUGAGUGAAACCUGGCCAGGUGUCUGCUCCCGCCUUGGGCCCCCCUCCCCAGCCCCGCUCAGUUGGUGUUUCCUGAUACUCUCAGGGUUGGGACCCUGGCGGUCUUGGUGGGAGGGUCCUGAUUGUGAGCCAGGGGCGCCACCUUCCCCAGAAGUGACAAGUCCUGCUGGAGCCGCCUUGGUAGAUCCUGUCCCCUCGGGGAACUGUGGGAGAACUGAGGCCUAGAAGGACAGAACUGGCCGAGAGCACAGAGCAAUCGGAGGGCCCCUUCCCCUGUCCUCCUCUGCUUAGCGUUUCGUCUUGCUAGUCUUCACCCUCUGGUUCCUUCUGCCCCAAGGUGGUCCGAGUUCCUUUGGGGCGGAAACCACGACUGACAUUCAGUGCGUGGGCCACAGUCUGCUUUUCUAAGUGGGGGAGGGGAAAAGUAGUGAUUCCUGCUCUGCUUAAGGCUUAGAGUUGAUGAGAAAGAGAAAGUAAACUUUAAAGCUAGUAAACUCUAAAAUGAGGCGCCAACGUGUGCGACCCCACCCUAAGCCAUCAGUGGGACCAUGGUGUCACACCUAAGGAGUGGUGUCUUUUGUGAUUGCAGCAAGGAGUGGGGUCUGAUGCUGUCCUGGGAUUGGCAUCCCUACUCCUCCAACUCCGGGAUCUUAGACCAGGUGCUUGCCUUUCCUGAGCCCCUGUGGAAUAAUGGCUCCCGUUCCUAGGGAGCCUUCUAUGGGCAGGCGUGUUAAGUUGUUUACAUGCAAUGCCUCAUUAAUCCUUGUAACAACCCGGUCAAGUAGGUUACCAUCGUUAUUUGCACUUUUGCAGAUGAGCAGAUGGAGGCUGAGGGGUUAAGUAUUCAGGGCCAGUGAGCGCCAUCCUUCCUUGGCGACAGCUGCCAACUGAAGCCAGGCCAGGGCCUUCCAGGCAGACCCUAGCUCUCAGGGGAUUUUGUGCAGCUGCCGGUGCCCAUCAUCCAGCAGCUCUACCACUGGGACUGCGGCCUGGCCUGCUCCAGGAUGGUGCUGCGGUACCUGGGCCAGCUGGACGACAGUGAGUUCGAGAGUGCCCUGCAGGAGCUGCGGCUGACCAGGAGCAUUUGGACCAUCGACCUGGCCUACCUGAUGCGCCACUUUGGCGUGAGGCACCGCUUCUGUACCCAGACCCUGGGCGUUGACAAAGGCUACAAAAACCAGUCCUUCUACAGAAAGCACUUUGACACAGAGGAGACCCGGGUAAACCAGCUGUUUGCACAAGCCAAGGCCUGCAAGGUGCUGGUGGAGAAAUGCACAGGCCGCAAACCAGACUGCCACAUGACAAGGGCCUGGGCUGGGGUUGAGCCAGGCCACGUAGUGCUAACGCCGCCAUUCCUGAGGAGAUUGCUAAGGAAGGAGGGCCUAAGUGGUGCCGUGAGUGUGCAGGACAUCCAGGAGCACCUGGCCCAGGGCCACGUGGCCAUUGUGCUGGUGAACUCAGGGGUGCUGCACUGUGACCUCUGCUCCAGCCCCGUCAAGUACUGCUGCUUUGCCCCCAGUGGCCACCACUGCUUCUGCCGCACCCCUGACUACCAGGGUCACUUCAUCGUGCUGCGUGGCUACAACCGGGCCACCAGCUGCAUCUUCUACAACAACCCAGCCUACGCAGACCCAGGAAUGUGCAGCACCAGCAUCAGUAACUUCGAGGAGGCCAGAACCAGCUACGGCACAGAUGAGGACAUCCUCUUUGUCUACUUGGACAGCUGACAGCAGGAGCCUGGUGUCCCCAGGCCCUCAGACCCCACCCUGCCCCGACCCUGCUGGGCCCACUCAGGUGUCCCUGGCCCAGGCUCCCGCCACUGGGGCCCAGAUGCGGAACUGCAGCCUUGGCCUAUGGGACAAAGCCCCAGGGGACCCUAGGAGGCUGCGGCGCACCUGCUCUGUCCACCAGUGCUGCUUGUGUCGUCAGGCCACUUACCCUGGGCACCUGCUGGUUGCUGGAAGCAUCCCCGGAGUGUCUGAGCAGAGCCUCCCCCAGGACCCUGAGCCUGACUCCAACUGUGCCCAGGGGACGUCCCGCCCCACAGGUGCCCUUGUUGCCUAAGAGCCAGGGUUGGGGGAGAAGUCUGAGCCUGUCUCCCGACAGACCUGGACUGAGCCCUGGAGAGAGACGCCACUUGUCAGGACAGCAUCAGCGUGUUUGUAUCUGACCCCAGCCCUGGGGCUGUGGACUGCUCCAGGCCUCGCUGGGAACUGCCCUCACCAUCUCCCCUGGAAGUGCUGCAGACCCCCUCUGCCCUUUGGUGCCACCACCCCCUCUUGCCUCGCACUGGACCCGCGUUCCUGUGGCUGGUUGUGAGGCCUCCAGGCCCUAGGGAGGGCUGGACCUCAGGCAGAAAGGACUCUGAGGUCCGCCACGGCCCUCCAGGUACUCCAGCUGUGUAGGGUGGAGGGUCCUCAGGGGAAUAGGUGGGGCCCUGGCUCCUGCUGUCUGGCAGUGCUGAGUGUGCUCCAAGAAUGUCUGAUCCCAAGGGCCGGGAACAGCUUCCUGGGCCCCAAAGAUCCCCUCACCCACAAGGCCUCCUAACUCUAGCCUAAGUCCCGACAGUGGGGCCCGAUCUCCGAGUGUAGGAGCCCCAGGUCUCAUGGGGCUGAGCAUUCUGGGGCACUGAGGCCUGCGCUCCUGAAGCAAUGGCACGGGCGGCCUGUGGCCCCCCACCCACCCUGGUGUUCACGCCCGGACCUUUUGCACAGAAUGAUGGGUCUCUUCCAUCUUGACAGAGGAGGGAGCUGCCCGCCCAGGAUCACAUAGCAUGGCACGUAACAUGGACUAGAGCUGUUUCUUUUCUUCUUUCUUUUUUUUGGGGGGCGGGGGCAGGGGUGUUUGAUUUUUUUUUUUUUUUUUUUUUAGAUUUAAGUUUUCACUUUUGGGAAGUGAGAAUCACCCUCACGUAAGACAAUAAUAGUGACAUUGCAGGUACUUUGGAACCACAGACACCUCUCUUUACAGGGUAGGUAAGCCAGCCCAAGUUCUCUUACAAAGAGAAGGGGAACUCACGGCCGCUGGGAUGAGUGCCUGGGCCCCUCACCUUCCAGACAGAAUCCACCCGGUCUGGGGAGAACUCUUGAACCCAGGUCUGCACCUAAAAAAUGAGGGAAAUGGACCAUUCCCAAAGGGGCUGGGAUUCCCACCCCUCAUGGGCUGCCUCUGGCAAAGGGCAGGAUGCCCCAACAGCCACACCGCCCCUGCACUCCUGUGUCUUGGUCUUCCAGUGCCCAAGGCAUGAUGCAGUGGCGGCAGCUGCCCCUCACCCAAGCUGCAAACCACGCUCAGCCUCUGUCCCGACCUGCCGGCUCAGCCCUCCCCACCGUGGCUGCUCUGAGGAGCAGAGGAGGGCUCUGCUUACAAGGGCUGUCAGACCACCAGUCAUAUUGCUCCUCAACGCCAGGCACAACCUUUGGCCAAGAGGGAGGCGCUGUGAGCUGGGCAGCCCCCCAGUUUCAGAGACUAGUGUUGCCUUUAGACUGGUCUCAUCUCUGUUGCCUUAAUGCUAGGUAGCCCAAGACCCCAGGGAGCUCUGGUUCUAUGCUCAGGAGUACCACACAUGGCAGCUGUGGGGUCUGGGCAUCGUCAGGAGGGGUCUGGACAAAAUCCUGGUGAGAAUAGAUGUAUCAAGGAAAACAAUGAGAGGAAGUGUAGCUUUCAGGCUGGCUGAAUGUGAGCGAGGCACAGUGCACAUGCUGAUGGGGCUGUCAUGGAGAACUGCCUCCACCAAGAGUGGUCACAGCACCUCGGUCCACCAUGUAACAUGUAGAAACGCUCAGUCCCUGGGCUCAGAUGGUGGCUUCUCAGGACAAGCCACAAUUAGAUGUCACCUGUCUGGAAGCUGAACAAGAAAGCUGCCUGCCAGCGAGAUGGUGCCAUCUGCCUGGGGAUGGUCAUGGAGGCAGAACACAAACCACACUAUGUUGUGUCCUUGCACAAGUCAUGAAAAUGGGGCCGGAGAAGGAGCCUGGAUGUCAGGAACUUCUGCCCACAGCAUGUGGCACCUGCGACCCCCUGUCCACAUGCUGGGGGACCAGUGCAGCCCCCAAAACCACACUGGACAGCUGGCUUUGUUCACUCUAGCCACAUGGGGACAAAAGGGAUCUUUUGCACUGCAGAGAUUUUAUACAUAAAUAUAUUUUGUUUGUAAUGAGCCAUUCUCAAUAAACAUUCUCACUG
Messenger RNA from Equus quagga, 4280 nucleotides. It is a transcript of the gene GUCD1, whose product is annotated as guanylyl cyclase domain containing 1. The record is from RefSeq and is a predicted model, not a curated record. Lineage: Eukaryota; Metazoa; Chordata; Mammalia; Perissodactyla; Equidae. The coding region runs from base 1100 to 1822 and encodes 240 amino acids. The transcript has 7 exons.